AUGCGUUUCACCGCCCUCACCACCGCCGCCCUCCUAGCAUCCAGUGCCCUGGCGGCACCCACCCCCUCCCCACAACCCUCUCUCGCCCCGAACACCGCAACCUGCGCCCUCACCUACAAAAUCUACUCAGGCGCCUACACCGUCAAUAUCGGCCGUCCUUUCCACAACGGCGCCGGCUGCGACUACGUCAAAGCCGCGCUCAAAUCCAAGGUCGAGCUCGCGACGAAUUUCAAGUGCAAGGAUGAUGGCUCCGGCCAGACUGUGCUGUCGUGGAAGACGAAUAUGAAGCAGACCAAGGCGAACGAGGGACUGCAGAAGGCGUAUCCGAUGAUUGAUUUUGUGGGGGGGAAGGUUUGUGAUCCGUAUUUGCCUUAG
This is a messenger RNA of Zasmidium cellare ATCC 36951, 375 nucleotides long. RefSeq lists its product as uncharacterized. NCBI's taxonomy places the organism in Eukaryota, Fungi, Ascomycota, Dothideomycetes, Mycosphaerellales, Mycosphaerellaceae. The record is from RefSeq and is a predicted model, not a curated record. The coding region runs from base 1 to 375 and encodes 124 amino acids. The transcript has a single exon.